AUGAUGUCCGGACUCUCAUCUAGGCUACGAGAUAUCCUCCAUCAUCUUCGACAGAAAGAGGACCCGUCGGCACAGCUGGUGGCUCUGCAGGAACUGGCUGAGAUUCUUCUUGUUUCCAACGAGGAUAAUCUGUCAGGGCAUUUCUCCCCCGAUGCUUUCGUGAAGGAGUUGGUGACCCUGAUGCAGCCCAAUGAGAUUACCGGCGAAGAAAAUUCGGAGAUCAUGCUUCUUGCCUGCAGAUGUCUUGCGAAUUUGAUGGAAGCUCUACCGGCUAGUGCUGCCAACGUGGUCUACGGUGGCGCUGUUCCAAUCCUGUGCCAGAAACUCCUAGAGAUCCACUAUAUUGAUCUCGCCGAGCAAGCGCUGAGCACAUUAGAAAAGAUCUCAGUGGAGUAUCCCACAAGCAUCGUUAGAGAAGGUGGUUUAACCGCGUGUCUUACUUACCUGGACUUCUUUCCUACGGGUACUCAGCGAACUGCUGUCACAACUGCUGCCAACUGCUGUCGCAACAUCCCGGAGGAUUCGUUUAACGUGAUCAUUGGAGUUAUGCCAAUUCUCCUAAACGUGUUGAAUAGUAACGACCAGCGAGUUGUGGAACAAGCAUCGCUUUGUGUCACGCGUAUAAUUGAGAGUUUCAAAUAUCAGUCAUCGAAGCUGGAACAGCUCGUUAGUGUGGAUUUGCUGAAAGUCAUACUGCGACUCCUGGUACCCGGAACUACGAACCUCAUCAGCGCCAAUAUUCACACCCAAUUCCUCCGAGUUCUGGCUAUCACGGCCCGUGCAAGCCCGAGUCUGUCAGCGGAACUCUUCAAGUUAAACGUCGUCGAGACUCUCUAUCAGAUCCUUACGGGUGUCUCUCCUCCUAGUGAGACGGAAGAUGUCGCUUCGAAGCUUGACAGUGUGGUUAUCAUGCAGGCAUUGAUCCAUCGGCCACGUGAGCAAAUUAUCGAGACUCUUAACGUCGUCUGCGAGUUACUCCCAGGUCUGAAAUGGACUGACGGCUCGGGCCCCCCAAUCCCAGCCGAUCUUGAUAUUGCCGAGCCCGUUACCCCAUCCUCAUUUGGGUCUCGGAAGAAGUCAUCUAACGAAAAGAGACUCGAGCUGCUCGACGAGUGCAAGGACCAAGUUCGAAGAUUUGCGUUAAUCCUCUUCCCUACGCUGACGGACGCAUUUUCAAGCACAGUGAACUUGAGCGUUCGACAAAAGGUACUCACUGCUCAGCUGAAGAUGCUAUCGAAUUUAGAUAAGGAUAUUCUCGUCGAUGCCCUAAAGGCUGUUCCCUACGCUUCGUUCUUGGCCUCUAUACUAUCACAGCAGGAUCAUCCUUCGCUUGUUAUGUCUGCCAUUCAGAUAACGGAACUUCUACUGAACCGGCUGGAUGACAUCUAUCGCUACCAGAUUUACCGCGAAGGGGUCAUUAUUGAGAUUAUGAAGUUGGCGUCUGAGCACCAAGAGCCCGAGAACAAGGCCACUGAGACCCCGGCAGAUCAUAGUAUGGCAUCUGGAGAUGAAGGAGACAGGGUCUCGAUACACAACGGCUCUGGAGAUGAAGACGAAGAGGACCGUGAAGAGGACGACGAUGAAGACGAUGAGAACGACGAUGACGAUCAAGAGAAUGAUCAUCACGACGACGACAUGUCCGGUUCGCCUGCUAGUUCUGACGGAUCUACUAUGUCUAUUGAUGGGCCGCCUCGACCUUAUGUAGGGGAUAUCCCAUCUAUGAAGACCCGCAUUGCCGAGACCGCCAAGAAAUUCUUAGAGACUCAUGAGACAGAAAAGCACAGCAAGUCCAUGAAGAAGAAGGCCAAAAAGAUCCUAGAUAAUCUUGAAGCCCUUGCUUCUGGGAUUGAGGGAUUUUACCUUCGAAGGACUGCCAAAGAUCUAUCUCCUGAGAAUGGGGCCGUCCUAUUUGAAAAACUAGCAUCCUAUUUCGAUGCUGACGUCUUGGACAGUGUUACAAGCGCCGAGCUGCUCUCUUCAGGGCUUGUGCGCGUUCUAGAAGAAGUCUUCAGCAACCCCGACGAGAUGCUAGCAAAUGCUGCGCGAGCCGCAUUCCUCGAGGUCUUCAUGGGUCGUUACGUGAGUUCAAAAUCGAAGACCGCAACUGCAGAUUCUCCUGCGACGCCCUUCAGUAUCUUGAUCCAUAAACUUCAAGAUCUGCUUAGUAGGUCGGAGCACUUCGAGGUUAUUACCGUCCACCAUAGCACGUUUGAUGGCAAUCGUAGCAGCGCGGCGUCCAUGUUGGCGAAGCAGAUAAGACUUAGACUGGUUGCUGACGAAGAUUCCGAUAUUCCUCGUUCGUUCCGCAGUAUCAAUGUCCACAUCCAUGCAAUUGCAACCUUUAAAGCUCUAGAUGAUUGGCUACGACCCCGAAUUAGCCUACACGAGCGCCCUCGUGGCCCAAGACCCCGUGACGGAUUAUCUCGAGCCCUCGCCGCGAUGGCCAGCUCUGCAGGAUUGUCGUCAGCCGAACGCCUCGCCGAGCGGUUGGGAUCAAGCUAUGCGGCUCCUCCACCUCCGGUCCCGAACCAGGCUUCCGGCUCUCGUCCACCGCGGAGAUCUAAGUCGAAGCAACCGGGGCAGUCUGAUACCCCGUCUACUCCGGGCUCAGUAGCAGGCUCUGGCCGUGAGAAGGCAAUUCUCCGUAGAUCGGCCCGACGCCAACCAGCUCAACCAAGCGAGUCUCAUACCCCGGCACCACCUCCUCCGCCACCGGAAGAUGACGAAGAUUUGCAGAAUGCAUUGGAAUGCGCUGAUGAAAAGCCGAUCACUGAUGAGGAUGAAGAAGUUGAGGCUGCUGAUAGUAGUGCUCUCGACGCUAUAGUUGGCGAGUUAGACGAGGAUAUGGAAGAUGCUCCUGCCCGCGAACCAUCCGCAGUCAACUUGGUAGAGGCAGCUGAGGAGAAGAUCACGGCCAGGAAAGAAGAUGGAACCCGGGUCCCUACUCCAGCUCAGACUGGUGGUACCAAUCUUCCAAGCCGCAGCGCGCCACCUCAACCUCCAGCAUCGCAGCAGAGCACGCCAACUCCCACCGCUCCGUCGGCUUCUCGACCACUUUCUUACGCGGCUGCCAUCCAAGCCAUACCCCAAGAUUGGCAUAUCGAAUUCAGUCUUAACGAGCGGGUCAUUCCGAACGAGACAACUAUUUAUCGGGCUGUCCACAACAACUCGUCGCCUCCUGACGAUCAUGUUAACCGCAGUGUUUGGUCAACGAUGCAUGUCAUCAAGUUUCGUCGCGUGCCUGGGCCUCCUCCCGCAGAACCUAUCGGAUUCGGGCCUUCAUUUGACGGUGCACCUGAUGUUAACGGUGUACCCGCCUCGCUUACGAAUAAUCCUACAACAGCGUCUAUUCUCCGACUAUUGAAUAUUUUACAUGAUCUCAACGCAAACAUCGAUGAUAUUAUGGUGGAAAACAAGAACACUCUGAAAUUGAAUGUUGAACCCUUAUCACAAUUUGUCAACACAAAGUUGACUGCCAAACUUAAUAGGCAACUGGAGGAGCCUCUCAUAGUGGCCAGUAAUUGUUUACCAGGCUGGAGUGAAGACCUAGCCCGGCUAUACCCGUUCCUCUUCCCCUUUGAGACCCGCCACCUGUUCCUUCAGUCGACAUCAUUUGGCUAUGCGCGAUCUAUGAGUCGAUGGCAGAAUGCGCAGCAGGAGGAGACGUUGCGUCGCGACCGACGUGAUGAUAACGUAUUCCUUGGCCGACUCCAGCGUCAGAAGGUACGAAUUUCGCGUUCCAAAAUCCUGGAGUCAGCGUUGAAAGUGAUGGAACUUUACGGGAGCUCGCAGAGUAUUCUUGAGGUUGAGUACUUUGAAGAGGUUGGGACAGGUCUUGGACCUACUCUCGAAUUUUAUUCAACCGUAUCAAAAGAAUUCUCCAAGAAAAAACUCAGGCUCUGGCGUGAUAUGGAUUCCAACGACUCGGACGAGUUCAUCUCUGGUCCUGCUGGAUUAUUCCCUCGACCUCUGAGCGAUGACGAUUCAAGCGCAAACGUAAUUCUCCAGCUGUUCAAGAUGCUCGGGAAAUUCGUUGCGCGAUCCAUGAUCGAUUCACGGAUCAUUGACCUUAACUUUAAUCCUAUAUUUUUCCGUAUUGGUGAAGGCUCUUCGAGCGUAAAGCCAUCUCUCGGUGCGGUCAAGAUUGUAGACCCCGGGCUAGCCAAUUCACUUAAGCAUAUCAAGAAGUUUGCUAUGGCAAAGAAGGCUAUCGACGAAGACCCUAAUCGCACUCCCGCGCAGAAGGUUGCCGAUACUGAGGAUAUCGUGGUGGAUAAUGGAACACUAGAGGACUUAGCAUUGGACUUCACGCUGCCGGGUUAUCCCGAAAUUGAGCUUAUACCCGGCGGAUCUCAUAUCUCGUCGCGUGUUAAGCGUCAAGUCGAGGCAUUCCGCACCGGCUUCUCCCAGGUAUUCCCGUACUCCGCACUGAGCGCGUUCACACCGGAUGAGUUGGUAGCACUAUUUGGUCGCGUUGAUGAGGAUUGGUCUCUAGAGACUCUUAUGGACUCUAUAAAGGCAGAUCAUGGCUUCAAUAUGGAUAGUAAAUCCGUCAGAAACUUACUCCAGACAAUGAGCGAGCUUAGCCCUGCACAGCGCCGUGACUUCUUGCAAUUCACUACUGGCAGUCCAAAGCUUCCAAUUGGAGGUUUCAAGAGCCUGACCCCUAUGUUUACUGUGGUGUGCAAGCCUAGUGAGCCACCCUACACAUCUGACGACUACCUUCCAAGCGUUAUGACUUGUGUCAACUACCUAAAGUUACCCGACUACAGUAGUAUCGAUAGCAUGAGGCGGCAGUUGUUCACUGCUAUUAGAGAAGGUCAAGGUGCCUUCCAUCUGUCCUAA
This is a messenger RNA of Daldinia childiae, 4845 nucleotides long. Its product is annotated as putative ubiquitin fusion degradation protein C12B10.01c. Gene Ontology annotation, molecular function: ubiquitin protein ligase activity. The transcript has 4 exons. Bases 1 to 4845 code for a protein of 1614 amino acids. Gene Ontology annotation, biological process: protein polyubiquitination; proteasome-mediated ubiquitin-dependent protein catabolic process. Lineage: Eukaryota; Fungi; Ascomycota; Sordariomycetes; Xylariales; Hypoxylaceae. Gene Ontology annotation, cellular component: nuclear speck. The record is from RefSeq and is a predicted model, not a curated record.